GAAAUACCAAACUCAUCAUAUCAUCAUAUCUUCAAUUUUUAAUUCUCCAGUCUGUCAUCUUUUUAUUCACAACUCACUCUCUCUGUAACUUUCACCAAACCCUAAUUCCCAAUUUCACCACUUUCCACUGUCGCCAUCACCCAAGAUUCAAAAAUCCAUACUUUACACCAAUUACUUCGUUUCCCAUUAUUUAUUUUAUCUUAAUUUGAUUUUAUUCGAUUCUUCUCACGAUGAAAGAAGCUAAAUCUGCUAAACUAAAUCACCAACUACAGCACCAGAAUGGUCACCUUUCUCCUUUCAAAUUCGCUAAAUUGCUCGAUCCAGAAGCUUCCUGGGACAAGGAUCAAUUGGGAGAUGUAUUGCAUUGGAUUCGACAAGCAAUGGGCCUUGUAUUUGGAUUACUUUGGGGUACCUUUCCAUUGGUUGGAGGAAUUUGGUUUAUCCUCUUUUUAGUUUUGUCCUCCGGGAUUAUAUAUGCGUAUUAUUCAGUAAUAUUGAAGGUUGAUGAAGAGGAAUUUGGCGGCCACGGAGCCCUCCUCCAAGAGGGUCUUUUUGCAUCUACAACUCUUUUCCUGCUUUCCUGGAUUCUAGUCUACAGUUUAGGACACUUCUGAUUGGCGUGAAACUUGUAGUGUUGCUGAUAUUUCUGAACAUCUGUGACAUUUAAAAGUUUAUAUUUGGUUUCAUGUCGGGCCAUGGUGUUCUGAAAUCAAUGAGAAAAAUGUGGGUUGCGGGUAUUUACUUUUCUGUGUAAAACGUUCUGAUUUUGUGGAGGGUGAACAAAUUUUCUUCUGCUUUCCAUGAUGGUAAGUAGCAGUUCUAGCUAGCAUUCCGAAUGACACCACAUGUCUGUGGCAAAUUAUGGAUCGCAGAACUAACGACAAUCCAAAUUCUGUUAAACUAUUGAAUAAAGUUGCUUGCAGGCAAAUUCUGAAGUUCAUUUUUGCAAUUGUCAAAAUUACUUUAUGCUCUCUAUCUGUCCCAAUAUUUUGUUCCACUGAUUCCCCCAUUCAAUACUUGAAUUCUGAAGAUUAUGAUAUUAAAAAGUUUGCAAUGCACACUAUCAGGCUUGCAUGUCAAAUGUUUCUUGAUGACUGCAUGACUAGCUGUGCACAUUACACACAUGUUUAAUAAAAGUUUGUUUAGUUUCUAAAAGUA
Molecule: messenger RNA, 1158 nt
Organism: Trifolium pratense (red clover)
Lineage: Eukaryota; Viridiplantae; Streptophyta; Magnoliopsida; Fabales; Fabaceae
Product: respirasome Complex Assembly Factor 1-like
Exons: 4
Coding region: 231-614 (127 amino acids)
Biological process (GO): mitochondrial respirasome assembly
Source: RefSeq, a predicted model, not a curated record